CCGGGCAAGCGGGAACCAAAUAAACUCAUCUGCUUUAAAAAAUAAAAAUCAAUAAAAAUAAAAUUAUUCUUUUAAAAAUAAAUAAAAAUGGAUAAUUUUCAAAAUCGGGUUAAUUGUUACACUUGCGGUGUUUCUGAUACACCGAUUGUCUCCCUAAAAGUGGAAUAUUCUCACCAGAUAUGUGAAUUGUUGCGAAAGAGUGCCAUUUUUCUACAAAAUUCACAAAUAUCUAAAGAAAUUUCGAGCUGGAAUAAUUGUGAUCACUGUUUAAAAUUAAUUUCUGAAUUGAGUCUCUUAAUUAGAAAACAAACCGAAAUUGUUGAACGGAUUAGGGAAAGGAUUGCGAAAGAUCCGGAAGAAUCGAAAGGUCACGACGACAAGGAUCAGGCCGACAACACAUUUACUUUACAACAAGCUAUUAAGCCCCCACCUCCUAAACGGGCGACAAGUACUUCCGAAACCAUCCCGACGCCCAAAGUCAGAAAACCCCGCGCCCCCCGAAAAUCCCCACUCCCUCCACCCCUACCUUGCCCCACGUGUAACAGACUAUUCCGCGGAAGUAAUGCCACAACUCAGCUUCGUCUCCAUGUCGACCACGUGCACGGAAAAGUACAGAAAAUCAUGUGUCCCUACUGCACCAAUGAUAUCGGUUUUGCCCAUGAACGAUCCUGGCUAGAUCACCUCCUAACCCAACAUGAAACCCUGGCCACGGAAAAACCGUUGUCGUGCCCCACCUGCCCAAAAAAGUUCGCCAUUUCGCAACUGCACGAACGCCACGUGGCAAACCAUGCCAAAUUUGAUCAAACAUAUCCACUUUUCUGCCAAAGUUGCGACAAACGAUUCCAAACUCAAGAUCAGUUGGACCUCCACAGCAAAAAAUCAUGCAUUCUCCUUGAAACCAAGGAAGCAAAAGUUUUUCCGUGUUCUCUCUGCGACGCCAAAUUUCCGAAUCGGGUCAAACUAGCGAUACAUCAGAGAUCACAACAUCCCGAACUCUUGACCUGGAAGUGCGCCACGUGCGGCUCCCUCCAUUUGAGCGAAACUCACCUCGCGACACAUUCUCUCCUUCACGACAAUAAGGAUUCGUAUAACUGCCUCGUCUGCACCAGAGCCUUAUUUAAAUCCAAGGACGACCUAAGUCUACACCUCACGACGUCCCACACCGGCGAAGAAACCAUCCCGUGUGACGUAUCCGGCUGCCCCGCCCUCUUCCCCAACGUGCCGAGCAAGCUACAACACAUGGGCUCCACGCACAACGAGGCCGUCUUCCCGUGUUCCUCGUGCGACGAAAAGUUCGUCACUUUUAACGCGAGGAUCGUGCAUGUCGAGCGAGCCCAUAAGGAUGGCGGCGCCCAAUCUUUUCCCUGCGAGUGGGACGCGUGUGGAAAAUCGUUUAGCACGAGGGCUUCAUUACGCGCGCAUAUCUGUCGCGUGCAUAAGGGGACGCGGCAGAAAACUUGUGAAAUUUGCGGGCAGCAAUUAUCCACCUCGGGAUCUUAUCGGGAUCACUUAAGGGUUCAUAGUGAGGCGAAGGACUUCAUUUGUGAGGUUUGUGGGAGGGCGUUUAGGUGUCAAACUAACUUAACGAAUCACAUGGUCAGCCACGCGGAGGAGAGGCCGUUCAAGUGCGAAGAGUGUGGGAAGGCGUUUGGGAAACGGUAUAUUCUUAAUGAUCAUGUGAGGAAGACUCAUCGUGGGGGGAGGGUGGCCAAGAAAAAAAUGUAGAUUAGGUCGUUACCAAGAUAACGCUGGAGUCGCCAAAAUCGGUAAAAGCAGCACGUUUCUUAGCUCUGGGAAUUUAUUUUAAAAUUCUGAAUUUAUUUUUUUCCCUAAUUUGUUGAGCAAAUAGUUGCCAAUUUUUAAGAAAUCUAUUUACCAUUUUUGGACGAUUUUUGGAUCUCAGGGUUUGGAAGCCUUCAGAAAAAUUGGAACUCUACGCAAAAGCUCAAAAUAAAUUUCCAGACCUGAGAAAUGAUUUGAAAUGUGUGUAGAUUUUACCGGGUUUGGUGAUCAAGUCCUGCGUAUUUAGGCAUGACAAUCUGAGAAAUUUGUGUACUCCAAAAUAUUUUUGGUAUUUUCUGACGAGUUAUUUAAUUCUAAAAAUGUGUAUCCAUACUUUGUUAAAAAUAAAAAUGUAAAACUUGAAAACAUA
This is a messenger RNA of Folsomia candida, 2152 nucleotides long. Its product is annotated as zinc finger protein OZF. The transcript is spliced from 4 exons. Bases 88 to 1725 code for a protein of 545 amino acids. Gene Ontology annotation, molecular function: DNA-binding transcription factor activity, RNA polymerase II-specific; RNA polymerase II transcription regulatory region sequence-specific DNA binding. NCBI's taxonomy places the organism in Eukaryota, Metazoa, Arthropoda, Collembola, Entomobryomorpha, Isotomidae. The record is from RefSeq and is a predicted model, not a curated record. Gene Ontology annotation, cellular component: nucleus. Gene Ontology annotation, biological process: regulation of transcription by RNA polymerase II.